This is a messenger RNA of Arabidopsis arenosa, 1727 nucleotides long. The record is from the annotation of a GenBank genome assembly. NCBI's taxonomy places the organism in Eukaryota, Viridiplantae, Streptophyta, Magnoliopsida, Brassicales, Brassicaceae.
AGGAAACAUAGUAGUUAGAGUCAUUGCAUGCUUUCAACCUCUCCAAGAUUGCCAGGCUGAAUAUUUUCGUCAAUUGUUGAAGCCCGUCACGUAGAGUAGCUAGAUAUUUCUCCUUCUUAUUUCAAGCCUUAAUUUCUUCUAUUCAUUAGUUGUUGAUUUGUUUAGUGUUGGAUGGGACAAGAUCGUGGUUUGUGGUUUCCUAGUCAGCGGUUAAGCUCAUUGACUUGCCUACCUCUGUCUCAUCUCGGGAAGCAAGACUUGAACUUAGUAUCUAAAACCUGCGGCGACAUGUUUUCUACUUGUGGAUCUUAUCCAGUUUCUUCUCAAUCCUAUUUUGAUGGCUAUUAUGGUUGGGUUCAUGGACCAUCCCACUUGCAGCAGCAGUUCUUGCCUCCUCUAAAUAAAUGUAUGAAGCAUGUACCUCUUAAAGUAGACGGUGUUAUAUCUAAAGCUGAUGGCGGCGAAUGUAGUCAGAAGAGGUUCCUAGUGUUUGAUCAGUCUGGUGAUCAGACGACUCUGCUUGUUACUUCCGAUAUCCGGAAAUCUUUUGAGACCCUUAAACAGCCUGUCUGUCCUGAUAUGAAGGAAGAAAUCCAAAGAAGCAACAAAGAUUUGUUUGUUUGUCAAGGAAUGCAUGGAAAUAGCGAACCGGAUUUGAAAGAGGAUACGGAAGAACUAAAUGCUCUGCUUUACUCGGAGGAUGAGAGUGAUUAUUGUUCUGAAGAAGAUGAGGUUACAAGCUCAGACCAUUCCCAAAGCAUUGUAGUAUCAGCCCAUGAGGGCCAAGAAUCAUUAAAUGAUAAAAAGAGAAAGACACUUGAGAGCUCAGCGCCUUUUCUUGAAACCUCGAAUGAGAUUAUGCGGGGCGCUGAAUCGAGCUGUGGUAGUUGUGACAAUGACAACACAGAGAUUAGUUUUUUAAAACGUUUGAAGCCGUCAAGCAAGAAGAUAGGAGAAGAGAAGAUAUUUGAGACUGUAAGCCUCUUGCGCAGUAUAGUCCCCGGGGAGGAGCUGGCGGACCCAAUCUUAGUCAUCGAUAGAGCCAUUGAUUACCUGAAAUCAUUGAAGAUGGAAGUCAAAAAUCGAGGACAUGGGACUCUUUGUACUGACAAUCACCAGCUUCACUGGUUGAUAGCCGCUAUGGCUGACGACCAGAACAUAGAACUACCAACCAACAUUGGUGCAGGCGACGCUCCACGCAACUACAAUCGGCGUAAUGGCAUUAUGCCUCCACCAGUGCAGAACAACAACUUUGAGAUCAAGAGUGGUCUCAUUGCUAUGGUUCAGAGCAACAAGUUUCACGGCCUCCCCAUAGAGGAUCCACUCGAUCACCUUGACGAGUUCGAUAGGCUCUGCAGCCUAACAAAAAUCAACGGAGUCAGUGAAGAUGGAUUCAAGCUCCGGUUGUUCCCAUUCUCUUUGGGUGACAAAGCACAUAUCUGGGAAAAGAAUCUUCCACAUGGAUCCAUCACAUCUUGGACGAUUGCAAGAAAGUCUUUCUUGCAAAAUUCUUCUCCAACGCAAGAACUGCUAGACUCCGCAAUGAGAUCUCCAGUUUUGCACAAAAGAAUGGAGAAAGCGUAUGUGAAGCCUGGGAGCGUUUCAAAAGCUACACCAACCAAUGCCCUCAUCACGGCUUCAGUAAAGCCUCUUUGCUCAGCACUCUUUACAUAGGUACUCUUCCACGGAUCAGAAUGCUUCUAGAUACCGCGAGCAAUGGGAAUUUC